GCGAGGAAAGCAAACUUCAAUGGGUUGGGGGAAAUCAAUGAAGAUUUUGGCUUCCCUCAUCCUUUCAAUCAACUUUUAUUAUCAUCACUACCACCACCACUAUCACUACACCCUCUUAACUUGGUUAUAUAAAUUUACAUUCCAAUCCUUCAUACUUAACAACCACAAAACUCUAAAAAAUGGGUGAUAUUCAUUGUUCAAAUGGGAAUGGGAAUGGGAAUGUGAAUGCAUAUUUGCAGAGGAAAAGCUGUUGGUAUGAGGAAGAGAUUGAAGAGGACUUAAGAUGGUGUUUUGCUCUUAAUAGUAUACUUCACACAGGAGCUACUCAGUUCCAGUACAUUCAACUUUUGGACACCAAACCUUUUGGAAAGGCUCUAGUGAUAGAUGGAAAGUUGCAGAGUGCAGAGAUAGAUGAAUUCAUCUACCAUGAAUCUCUUGUUCAUCCACCACUUCUACAUCACCCAAAUCCCAAGACCGUAUUUAUUAUGGGGGGAGGUGAGGGUUCUACUGCAAGGGAAUUACUUAGGCACAAAACUCUGGAAAAAGUUAUCAUGUGUGACAUUGAUGAGGAAGUAGUGAUGUUUUGCAAGUCUCAUUUGACGGUUAACAGUAAAGCUUUCUGUGAUCCAAGACUUGAGCUCAUAAUCAACGAUGCAAGGGCGGAAUUAGAGAAGAGAGAAGAUAAAUAUGAUGUGAUUGUAGGUGACUUGGCAGAUCCCAUUGAAGGAGGCCCAUGUUAUCAACUCUACACCAAGAACUUUUAUGAACUCACUAUUAAACCAAAACUCAAGCAUGGUGGCAUUUUUGUUACACAGGCUGGACCAGCUGGUGUUUUUAGCCAUGCCGAAGUUUUUUCUUGUAUUUUCAACACUCUCAAGCAGGUUUUCAAAUAUGUAGUGCCAUACUCCGCUCACAUUCCUUCCUACGCUGACAUGUGGGGAUGGGUCAUGGCAUCAGAUUACCCAAUGACACUGAGCCCAGAUGAAUUAGAUUUGAGAAUGAAACAAAGGAUGAAUGGAGAGAAUAGAUACCUUGAUGGAAAAACCUUUGUUGCAGCUUCUACUUUGAGCAAAGCAAUUAGAAAAUCAUUGGAUAAUGAAACACAUGUGUACACUGAGGGUUCAGCCAGGUUCAUCCAUGGGCAUGGAAAUGUUCAGAAGCAUAAACAUGCUUGACAUGGUAUCGUAUUGAUGGAGGGAUGAAUAUACACCCAAAGGAGUACAAGCUUAAGAAAAUUUUGUUUCUGAUAUUGUCUUUGGUUUUUUUGCCUUUAUAUCUUCAUUGUACUUCGUUUCUUUUGCUUAUUAUGUACUCUUCAGUGGUAAAUUUAUAAAUAUUAUUAAAUAUAUGUGAUAACAAAGUUACAACUCGAAA
Helianthus annuus (common sunflower) is the source of this 1374-nucleotide messenger RNA. Its product is annotated as thermospermine synthase ACAULIS5. NCBI's taxonomy places the organism in Eukaryota, Viridiplantae, Streptophyta, Magnoliopsida, Asterales, Asteraceae. The coding region runs from base 180 to 1175 and encodes 331 amino acids. Gene Ontology annotation, molecular function: thermospermine synthase activity. The record is from RefSeq and is a predicted model, not a curated record. The transcript is spliced from 10 exons. Gene Ontology annotation, biological process: polyamine biosynthetic process.